Molecule: messenger RNA, 399 nt
Organism: Dujonia railenensis
Lineage: Eukaryota; Fungi; Ascomycota; Pichiomycetes; Serinales; Debaryomycetaceae
Source: the annotation of a GenBank genome assembly
AUGUCAGGAAAGGGAAAAGUUCACGGAGGAAAAGGUAAAUCCUCGGAAUCUUCUAAGUCAUCCACCUCACACUCAGCAAGAGCCGGGUUACAAUUCCCAGUUGGUAGAAUUAAGAGAUAUUUGAAGAGAACCGCACAAAACAAGAUUAGAGUGGGCUCCAAGUCUGCUAUUUACUUGACUGCAGUAUUAGAAUAUUUGACUGCAGAAGUAUUAGAAUUGGCUGGUAAUGCAGCUAAGGAUUUAAAGGUUAAGAGAAUCACCCCAAGACAUUUACAAUUGGCCAUUAGAGGGGAUGAAGAAUUAGAUAACUUAAUUAAGGCUACCAUUGCGUACGGUGGUGUUUUACCACAUAUCAAUAAGGCUCUUUUGUUAAAGGUUGAGAAGAAGAAGCAAAAAUAA